Molecule: messenger RNA, 2061 nt
Organism: Funneliformis caledonium
Lineage: Eukaryota; Fungi; Glomeromycota; Glomeromycetes; Glomerales; Glomeraceae
Source: the annotation of a GenBank genome assembly
AUGGGUAAAGUAAAGAAAAAACAGGACAAAUCAACUAAAAAACCAAAACCCAUCAACCACCUACAACGAACUUAUUUACCUCGCGCAGCAGAAGAUCCUAACCGCAAGCAUAAAAUUGCAGAAAAGGUCAUAGAUCAUAAAAGCGAAGAGCUAAACAUUUGGUAUUUAAUCCGAUUUAAAGAUAUGACAAAACCACAGUGGCUUCCAGAAACUAGUAUAUUCAUGUCAAAUUCCGAAUGUGAUAACCCACGAUCUUUCAAUAAAUCUCGUACCGAAUUUCAUGAUCGAUCUAAUAAAUCAAAAGAUUCUUCUUUGCAAUCAAGUUCUCAAUCUCGUUACGAAUUUGUUGUUGAUUCUCGCAAUUCUGCUACAUCUAGUAAUACACAGAAGUGGAAACGUUCGAAACGUAUUGAAAAGUCGCAAGAUAUAAUUGCCAAGAAUCCAACAAGAAAUCCUGUACGUUAUGAAAAAAUUCGUCGAGAUUUUCCUGUAGAAAAACCAAUAGAAAGCAAAACUUCCAAAAAUCAAAUCGUUAUUGGAUCAUGUCCUAAUAUUGCAACUUCUAAAGCACUCACAGUUACUGAACCUAUAUUAACGAAAGGACAAAAUAAAAGAUCGAGAUCGGAAGAUGCGAUGCAUCAGCAACUAACGUCGGAUAUUGAAAGAGCUCAAUCUCAAUGUAAAGAUUCCCUAAGGUUGACUCUUGACGAAUUUUUUUCAGAAAUAAGGACCGAAAUGGGGAUGCCACAAAAAGCACACAUAUUACCAUCCAUGCAAUUUCAUUCUGCAGAUAAUAAUAAUGGAUCAUUAGUCCUUUUCGUUGCUUCAGUAAAUGUCACGCCAUUUCCAGGGAGAUGCAACAAUAUAUCAACACUGAAAAAAAUUGCGGAUGAAAAUAUAUCAAAGCUUUGCAUUCAACAUUCUUUACCACUUUCAUAUGCAUUAAACCUAGUUAAAGACAGGGACAAAUGUCCGAUGUUUGAAAUAAAACCGUUGCAAAUUGCAAAAUCAAGACGCAACAUUUUAGUGGAAAGAACAAUAAUGAUGCGAAGUAAAAUUGCUGGAGUAAUUUGGAUCGAAGAAUAUAAAUCAGCAUGGAUCAUUUUUCCUUAUCACGAAAAGAUAUGUAGCCUCUUGAAGUUGCCAGACAAGAAAGAAUUGAUGCUGUUCGCGGUCUCUAUGUUUAUACCAUCGAUAUUUGAUCCUUUACCAUUAAAAAUUGAGCCCAAAGAAUCUAUAAUAUUACCUAAUGAUAGCUUUUCAGUGAAAGAAAUAAUUCAAACCAAAGUCUUCCUUCAUCAUACUGAAUAUUAUUCUGAAUUACGAGAAAUCUGUAGAGGUCGAAUUCAUUUCACAUAUUUUGGUAAUAAAGAAUUUCCAGAAGUUCAAGAAUUGCUUUUGGUCAUGGAAAUUUUAGGAGCAAUUUAUGAUGAAAAUUAUAGCGAGAAUAUUUCAUUGGUUUUGGUUCACGUUUUAUUUUUGAAACAACUACUUUUCAUGCGCAACUUGAUGGAUUUUAAAAGACUUCCGAAUUGCAGAUUUCUUUUAUUUGGAACUGAUUUAAUAGGAUCAUAUAAACCCAUCCGUUUCAAAGAACACUUACCAAAUGGAGGAAUGAUAUCGGCGACCACGUUUACAUUUCUACAGGAGGAGCAAGUCUCCAACAGGAUCAUAAAUGUCAUCGACUAUCAAGAUGCUCCUUGGGAUUAUUUGUUAUACAUAAAUGUCAUGGAUAAUCUAGCGGACCUAGGUCAAAAUCAAAACAAUCAACGUGCAUUUCAAGCUUGGCAUGAGGCUAUGGCAGCUAUUGGAAUGAAGAAGGCAAGAUAUAUCAGGAGAGAAGAAAUGUUCAUGCCCGAAAAGGUUCCUGAGGAGCCUCCUUCGAUGGUUUCUAGCUUAACUAGAACGAUGUUAAGGAUUCACACCAUGUAUGCUUCAGAACGACGACAUUUUAUAUUAAUUCGGCAUCCAAAAGAGGAAGAAUUUUCUAAUGUGUCAUUUCCGGGAGUUUGGAAGAUGUCACUUCAAGAAUUCGAACAAAAUUUCGGAACGACUAUGUAA